Messenger RNA from Triticum turgidum subsp. durum (durum wheat), 1329 nucleotides. NCBI's taxonomy places the organism in Eukaryota, Viridiplantae, Streptophyta, Magnoliopsida, Poales, Poaceae. The record is from the annotation of a GenBank genome assembly.
AUGCCGCCGCCGCCGCCGCCGUCAAUGGAUGAGCUGCGUCGGCCGCCCGAGUUCGACCACAUGUUCACGGACGAGGCGUGGGCCAGCAUGACCCAGGACACGCGGCGCCGGAUCGUCGACAUCUCGUGCCGGGUGGUAGAGGAGCCCACCCAAGAGGAACGCCGCAUGCAUCAACUCAUCGCCGGCGCCGGCGGGCCCUGCAGCGUCUUCACCGAUGCGGCUGCCGUCGCUGAGGUACUGGAUUUCGCGGACAGACAUCACCGGGAGGCGGAGCGAGAGGACUGGGAGGCGGUGCUGCAAGGGCGGCAUUACGCCGACGAAUGCGCAGAUGACGAUGAGGACGGCAAGACCAUGACGAAGACGCCGAUGGCGCAGACCGUCGACACCCGGCCGCCGAACCAAACAUUGUCCAGGGAUAUACAGAAAUCAAAGGCUUUUCUAUGGACUAGAUACCACCAGCUACACCUCCUACACCGACCCUCACCAGCUCGGCCGGGUCCGAUGAGAUACGCUUCGUGUGAAUUUGGUGGUGAUGACAGAUGCCCACACAAUCCUGUCCCUAUGCUACAGUUCCUCAAUGUUAUGGUCGAGCUGUAUACGAAAUCUUACUGUUUCGUCAAGUUUUUGCGUGAGAAUAUGGUACAAUCGAAUAAUAUCGAGGUCUAUGGCGUGAUCGCAGUAAGGGAUCACCUGGAUUUCUCGUGCAACUACAUUUUCCAUUGCUCUAGAGAGAAUGCACAAGCAGUUGACCCAAAAGGUGGCUAUUUAUGCCUGAGGAAUCCUGCAAGAGGAAUACUCGCAGCAUCCUGCUUGAUCGAAAUUGAUAUAAAGGCCAAGGCCAAGGUGGCUGCUGAAGACUUGACUAUUGUCUCCGGUUGCCUGAAAGCAUCUGAACAGUUUGACCCGUGGAGACUGAACCAUGUCGAUGAUAUCAACGGCAAGAUUACACUGGAAACAUGUGUUGUUCCUAGAGGCAUGGAGGCUACUAUAGACCUGGAUUUUGUGGAGGUGCCUGCAGAUGGCUUUCUUGUGCGCAUGCGUGGCAACACUGUCCUUUCCCAAGGCUCCUACUCCUUCAUCGAUGAGCACUGCCGUGACACAGUUGGUUUUAUACCAUCCAGCGGGAAGCACAUUCAAAAGUUCGUUGCAGCCGUGAAUCUAGGCGACACACUGCGUAUAGACUUCAUGGAGGAGGGCCAAGACGCGCUUUCGUUUGUGGCGUCCAAGCAUGGCGAAGAGGAGCAGAUGUAUCGGUUUAGCAAUGGAGCGUUGGUCUCGGUGCGAGUUGUGUGGUCAACUAUAUUAAGUGUAGACGACUAUGAAGAAUGA